AUGCUUUUACUAACCUGCCUUUGCCUCCUCAUCUUUUCAAGAGUUGUGUCCUCGGAUUAUUGUGAGUCCUACGUGGUUAUACUCGGACCGGGCCAGUCGUACCAAUCGUUCCUCGACUUUGACGAAGAACUCCCAAACGACCUCCAAAUAAAAGAACUAAUCACACUGUCGUUUGAGAUUGGUGAACUUUGCGGAUUCUGUGGGACUUUCCCUCCCGAGGUGGUGAAACGUUUGGAAUGCUGCCCCUUGGUGGAUGAGAUUACCAUAGAUGUAUUGGUCCAGGCCAUGGAUACGAAAUCGCAACCGGAUGCACCGCGGCAUCUAGCUCGUUUGAGCAGGCGCAGAAAAAUGGCAUCGAAAAAGAAAUACCCUUAUGUUUACGACGACGACACGAUUGGCAACCACGUCAGUGCCUACGUGCUCGAUUCGGGGGUCCACAUUGGCCACCCACAGUUUCAAGGACGCGCAAGAAGAGGAGAGGAUUUCACCGGUGAAAACUGCGGCGAUAAAAACGGCCAUGGCACCCACAUAGCCGGCCUUAUUGGUUCUGAGACGUAUGGCGUGGCAAAGAAGGUUCAGUUGAUCGACGUUAAAGUCUUGAAAUCAAACGGGCGAGGCCUAUUGAGCACGGUGAUUGCUGGCAUUGAGUUUGCUGUGGAUCAUCGAAGAAACAACGAUUGCUUGGGCGUGGCCAAUUUACCAUUUGCCGUUAAGGAGAAUUCAGUGUUGGACAAGUUGAUUGAGCAAGCGAUUUGGACGGGGUUGGUCAUUGUGGCUGCCGCGGGUAACUCCAACAGUGACGCAUGCGAGUGCUCUCCCGCAAGCUCCUCGCUGGCUAUAACCGUGGGCGCAAUCGACGAUUUCAACGACGUUAUCUCUAGUUUCUCAAACUGGGGGCAGUGUGUUGAUAUCUUUGCCAGUGGCUCAUACGUGAGAAGCGUUGACAUGAACAACUUGUACCGGGCACUGGUAAUGUCCGGCACGUCGAUGGCAAGUGCCAUCGUGACUGGUGUUGUUGCCUGCAUGUUGAGCGAAGGUAUACAACCUACAUAUGUCAAAGAACACCUCCUCAAGUCGUCAACGAGAAACAAGAUACCCGAAUUGAGUUAUCUACAUCGUCCGUACACUACUGACAAGAUUGCCUUUAAUGGAUUUGAAGCCAGUGUUUUCAAACUAGACACGGAGCCGUGGGACGAAUUCUCAUCAUGA
Lodderomyces beijingensis is the source of this 1209-nucleotide messenger RNA. The record is from the annotation of a GenBank genome assembly. Lineage: Eukaryota; Fungi; Ascomycota; Pichiomycetes; Serinales; Debaryomycetaceae.